Andrographis paniculata is the source of this 2213-nucleotide messenger RNA. RefSeq lists its product as uncharacterized. The record is from RefSeq and is a predicted model, not a curated record. NCBI's taxonomy places the organism in Eukaryota, Viridiplantae, Streptophyta, Magnoliopsida, Lamiales, Acanthaceae. Bases 275 to 1879 code for a protein of 534 amino acids. Gene Ontology annotation, cellular component: Golgi apparatus; membrane. Gene Ontology annotation, biological process: transport. The transcript is spliced from 6 exons.
UCGAAUUUCUACAUUUGCUAAAGUGAUGUGAGCUUGAAGCAAUUAGGGUUAAUAGUCCUAUGGCAUCAAAUUAAACCCUAAUUAGAAAAACUACAAUCAAGAUUUGGGAACACACAUCGAUCAUUAACAUCAACAAUUUGAUGGCCGUUGCUUAAGGUAGCCAGCCAGCCACCAAUCUUUGUCUUCCUUCCGUUUCGACCGAAUUCGGCGUUCGAGGACCGAUUUGUUCAUGUACAUUCACAAAUUUUGGUGAUCCAGAGUUGGAGAAAGGGAGAUGCUGUUUGGAGGAGCGAUCGAAUGUGAUCGGAAAAGCCUAACCAUUUUCGUCGCGGUGUUGCUGGUGGUGUUCUCGUCGGGGGAAAAUGGCGUGAAAGCUUCGAUCCACGAGUACAAGAACGAAGGCUUCAUUCCACGCAUCAAUUCUCUGUUCUUCCAUGGCGGUAGCGAAGGCCUCUACGCUUCGAAGAUUCUCGAACCUGCGAAGACUCCGGCGAGCGACGACAACAGCAAACCGCUCAAUGGAAAAUCCUUCAUCAGGUUCGAGUCUGUCGUAUUUAGGAGACCAAAAGAUAUUGCUGUGAGGCAGAACAAAAUGCAUCAAAGUACAGGAGUGGUCGAGGCCAUAAUAUUCGAGGUCAAAGACAGUAACAAAAUCGGGCAUGUUUAUCAAAACUUCAACGCAAUAUGCUGCAACCCCGACCUCGCCAAGGAGGGUUUCUGCAAGGUGGGUAAGGUCAUCAUCAACGAAGAUCCCAACAACCCCGGGUGGCCGAGAAGGGUAGAGACACCGUUCGAGGGGGACAGCGAAGUGGCGACUAUGUCACUUCAAACUAUUGAAAUAAACAAAACCGGAAUGUACUAUCUCUAUUUCGUGCUCUGCGACCCGGAGCUGAAGGGCACGACCAUCAGCGGAAGAACUGUCUGGAGAAAUCCGGACGGUUAUCUACCAGGGAAGAUGUCGCCAAUGAUGACAUUUUACGGCUUGAUGUCUCUGGCGUACCUUAUUCUCGGUCUUCUAUGGUUUCUACGGUUCGUACAGCACUGGAAAGAUAUAAUUCAGCUUCACUACCAAAUUACGGCCGUGAUUUCUCUGGGAAUGUGCGAAAUGGCUCUCUGGUACUUUGAGUAUGCAAAUCUCAAUGCCACGGGGAGCAGGCCGAUCAAUAUUACGUUGUGGGCGGUUACCUUCACUGCUAUAAAGAAGACGGUUUCUCGUCUUCUUAUCCUCGUGGUUUCGAUGGGUUAUGGUGUAAUGCGGCCCACCCUUGGAGGGAUAACCUCAAAAGUAAUUCUUCUCGGGGUUGUAUAUUUUGUGGCUUCAGAAGCUCUGGAGCUUGUCGAGCAUUUGGGGAAUAUUAAUGACUUUGCAGGAAAAACGAGGCUAUUUUUGGUUCUACCGGUUGCCCUUUUGGAUGCCUGCUUUAUUGUUUGGAUUUUCUCGUCGUUAUCCAAGACUCUGGAGAAGCUUCAGAUACGAAGAAGCAUGGCCAAACUUGAGCUCUACCGAAAGUUCACCAAUACUUUGGCUGUGUCGGUGCUACUCUCAGUUGCUUGGAUCGGCUACGAGUUAUACUUCAAUGCCAGCGAUCCCCUAAGCGAGCUGUGGCGAAGAGCCUGGAUCAUACCGGCUUUCUGGACUUUGCUCGCCUUCAUGUUGUUGGUGGUUAUAUGCAUUCUCUUAGCUCCUUCACAUAACCCCACCAGGUAUGCUUAUGAAACUGGAGAGGACGAAGAAGAGGGCAUAUCCCUUACGGGGACAGGAGUGUUAGUGGCCGGGGACUUGGCGUCGAAAGUGGAAAGGAAAGACCGGAAAGCAUCACUUGCAUCCGAUCAUGUGUUUGGGCUGACGGAAGAUCUCGAAGAGGACAAAAGAGAAUGAUAUACGUGCAUCUUGCGCAUAUACCUAAGUUUUCGCCUCUCCUACUCUACUUAGAAUCUAAACUAACAGAAAUCGUAUAUCGUACGAUCCUGGAGCAGAAAAAUCAACUCUGCCUUGGCGUUAGAGCCUACUUGGCUACGGUGAACUGUUUCGACAGUUUCUCGUGCCGUUAUGGUGUCUUUUAAACUUUAUGGUCAACAUAAUGAACAAAUCUUGCUUAGCUCUUGAAUGUUUUGUAUAUUUUGUCCUGAAGGGAAUUCGUUUCGAGCUAAUUCCCGAUGAGAAUAACAUCUGCUAUUCGGGGGAUUGAUUAUCUAUUCCCCUGUUCGCUAAC